AUGUGCCUUGCCUUUUGGACUCUUGCCCAUCCGCGAUACGCAUUAAUUAUUGCUGCCAAUCGAGAUGAAUUUUUAUCCAGACCCACUAUACCGGCCAAUUGGCACAAUUUUGACGACUCCGACACUGGCCAUGAGAAAUAUGUACUUUCGGGGCGGGAUGCUAUAGCGGGAGGGACUUGGCUGGGCAUCAACAGAAAAGGGGACGUAGCCCUUCUCACGAACAUCACCGAACCAGUUGGAAAAUACAGUUCGUCUCGAGGGGAGCUCACCUCUAACUUCUUAACCCUGUCCCCGACCAACGAAACCGCGGACCGCAUAUCAUCCUAUGUCAAGACGCUCGUAUCUCAACAACGAUCAUACGCAGGAUUCAAUUUACUCCUCGCCAGCCCCACGAUCUCCACCGACCGAGUCGAUUAUCGUGGGGUCAUGGUCACUAACUCGCAAGCGGGUGGAGAAAUCACAAGUCGAUCUCUCUCAAAUAGGGAGUGUUUGUCCUGUGGAUUGUCCAAUUCCAACGAUAGUGCAUGUGAAACCUCCGAUGAGAACGAGUGGCCAAAAGUAUCGGAAGGAAGAAAACUGUUCGAUGAGACUGUAAAUCUGGAGGAUCUGGAUGAUGAUGGACUUAUCGAAGCGUUAUGUCAAAUCAUGAGCGUGGAGAACCCAAAAAGGCCGACGACACGCUAUGGUCUUCGAAUGACCAUCAGUGUCCCUCCUAUCCCAGUAGAACCAGGCGCGUGGUCAAAGACGAUUAAUCCUUCGAGCAGCGAACUACCAGCAUCGGCUGAUGCUGCUCCAGCACUAAGCUCGGAGAAUCGAAAAGAUUACUACGGUACUCGUCUUACGAGUGUUAUCCUUGUGAGAAGGGAUGGGCGCGCGACGUUUGUUGAGAGGGAUGUAUGGGUACAGCAGAGCGAUAUUGGAGAGCUAGUGAAAUGUUCCGGAUCUGGAUCGCAAAGGCGGUUUGACUUUGACCUCAAACCUGGAAGAGAAGGGGUGGAGUAA
Rhizoctonia solani is the source of this 1002-nucleotide messenger RNA. RefSeq names its product Ser/Thr-rich protein T10 in DGCR region. NCBI's taxonomy places the organism in Eukaryota, Fungi, Basidiomycota, Agaricomycetes, Cantharellales, Ceratobasidiaceae. The transcript has 4 exons. Gene Ontology annotation, biological process: protein secretion; Golgi organization. The coding region runs from base 1 to 1002 and encodes 333 amino acids. The record is from RefSeq and is a predicted model, not a curated record. Gene Ontology annotation, cellular component: Golgi apparatus.